CCAUAUAAAUGCCUGGAGUGUGGAAAGAGUUUCAAUCUGAGGGGAAACCUUUAUACACAUCAAAAAAUUCACACUGGAGAGAAACCCUAUAAGUGCCUGGAGUGUGGAAAGAGCUUCACUCAGAAGGGAAACCUUUAUAAGCAUCAAAGAAUUCACACUGGAGAGAAACCCUAUAAGUGCCUGGAGUGUGGAAAGAGCUUCACUCAGAGGGGAAACCUUUAUAAGCAUCAAAGAAUUCACACUGGAGAGAAACCCUAUAAGUGCCUGGAGUGUGGAAAGAGCUUCACUCAGAAGGGAAACCUUUAUAGUCAUAAAAGAAUUCACAUGGGAGACAAACCCCAUAAAUGCCUGGAGUGUGGAAGGAUCUUCACUCUGCGGGGAAACCUUUAUAGACAUCAAAGAUUUCACACUGGAGAGAAAUCCUAUGAGUGCUUGGAGUGUGGAAAGAGUUUUACACCUCAGUUGACAUCAAACUAUUCAGACAAGAAAAAAAUCCUAUAA
This is a messenger RNA of Protobothrops mucrosquamatus (brown spotted pit viper), 501 nucleotides long. Its product is annotated as zinc finger protein 664-like. Gene Ontology annotation, molecular function: RNA polymerase II cis-regulatory region sequence-specific DNA binding; DNA-binding transcription factor activity, RNA polymerase II-specific. Lineage: Eukaryota; Metazoa; Chordata; Lepidosauria; Squamata; Viperidae. The annotation marks the transcript as partial. The transcript has a single exon. The record is from RefSeq and is a predicted model, not a curated record. Gene Ontology annotation, biological process: regulation of transcription by RNA polymerase II. Gene Ontology annotation, cellular component: transcription regulator complex; PcG protein complex.